UAUAUAAAUCAGAAUCAGAUUUUGUCGUAUUUGAAUAAACAUAACAUAACUCUAACGGCUUAUUCACCGAUCGGUGGCACCCGUUAUCCGGAUCUUCUCAAAGAUAAGAAACUCAUUGAAAUCGGAACCAAACAUAACGUGACCUCAGCUCAGGUGGCCCUCAGAUUUGAGAUCCAGAGGGAUGUGAUUGUUAUCCCUAAUUCACAAAACCCUAAAUAUAUCAAAGAAAACGCAGAUUUAUUUAACUUUAAAUUAACGGAUGAAGAGAUCAAAGAAAUCGAGGCUUUAAAUAAGGAUUAA
Molecule: messenger RNA, 300 nt
Organism: Oppiella nova
Lineage: Eukaryota; Metazoa; Arthropoda; Arachnida; Sarcoptiformes; Oppiidae
Source: the annotation of a GenBank genome assembly